Molecule: messenger RNA, 1875 nt
Organism: Caenorhabditis briggsae
Lineage: Eukaryota; Metazoa; Nematoda; Chromadorea; Rhabditida; Rhabditidae
Exons: 12
Coding region: 1-1875 (624 amino acids)
Biological process (GO): SCF-dependent proteasomal ubiquitin-dependent protein catabolic process; positive regulation of protein ubiquitination
Cellular component (GO): SCF ubiquitin ligase complex
Molecular function (GO): protein binding
Source: RefSeq, a predicted model, not a curated record
AUGCCACUAGAUAAGGAAGCAAUUGAGUUUGAAGUCGCACAAUCGGCAUUGCUGAGACGGAGGCUCGAGCAGGGUGAGCUGUUGAGCUCGAAUCCUCUUGAUAAAAAGUAUCGGAGUACAUACACACUUCUGGGAUCGUCGAUGACAUCACUCCAAAAGUCAUAUCUCGAAAUACCUGACGGACGCGUUUUUCUCCGCCGGAAAACAUCGAGCAGUGGCCGGCACCAUCAUUCAGCAAUAUACUUUUACGAGAAUGACGGCCACGCAUCCACAUCAUCCAACACAUGGCUUGCCAAAAAGAAACAUUUCCGAGACACAGAAGAAUGGAGAGUGAAGAAAACACGGAUCCUAAACAAGCUUCGAGCCCUCUCCAAAAUCAAUCUGGCACUUGUCCUGUCGCGAAUGCCGACCAUCGAAAAACUCCCAGACAAAGUGCUACGAGACAUCUUCCAGUAUUUGUCACCAAAACAGAUCAAUCAAGUCGGCCUUGUAUGCAAAAGAUGGAGAGUGAUUUCUCAAAAUCCGGGACUUUGGAAGUUUGUGUCAUUUAGACCGAAUUAUGGAGGAAUACAGGUCAAUCCACAGUGCAUUGAUUUCUUCAUUCAACUAAUUGGAACUCGAUUUUCUGAGCUCAGAAUCGUUGAGCUCGCCACAGAUCUUAUCACUCCCAAUGUGCUCUAUGAGUUGGCCAACAAGGCUCCGAAACUUCAAUAUCUGACUUUGGAUUUCUCCACUGCCAUGCAGCUCCACGAUUUCACCGAUCUUCAAAGUUUUCCAUCUCGCCUGAAAUCUCUGACUCUCUGCCUCUCGGAGAACAUUUUUCUGGAGGGAUUCCUCAGAAAAGUGUACACUUUUAUUUCAUCCGUCGAAACGCUCCAUAUCAUUGGAACCUACGAAAAAGUUGAGGACGAAGAAGAAGAAGUCUACGAGACUGUGAACGUCUUCAAACUCAAACAGUUUCUUCCAAACUUGAGAGUUGUGAACUUGUGGGGUGUUCCAUUCAUCACUGAUGAACAUGUGGACGCGAUCUCUUCCAAUUGUGCUCAUCUGGAAUGUCUUUGCGUCAAUUAUUGCCCAAAAGUGACUGGAUCCUGCCUGAAAUUAGUACUCCAGAGAUGCAGAAAACUCAAGACUCUCUUCCUGGCUCACACCAAACUCGACAACAACAUUGUGAAAAUGGUCGACUGGGAGAAGACUCGCAUCGAGGAGUUGGACAUCAAGGGAACUGAGCUUAACUCUGAAGCUCUCAUCUCAAUCCUCACACGUCUCCCUCAUCUCCGUUGGUUGGAUGCCAGCUGGUUGGAAAAUAUGACCGACCAGGUUCUCGAGGCAUGGCAGAACUCUAAUGCGAUGGGAAGCCUUCAAUUCUUGAACAUGGACACAUGUGACUCGUUGAACGAGCAAGCGCUGGUUGACAUGAUCAAAAGACAUGGCCAUCAAUUUCAUGGACUGUGUCUCGGAGGACAACACAAGUUGCUCGAAUAUUUCUGGAUGAACAUGAUCCCUCAAUUGAGAAAUAUUAGAGUUAUGGUGAUGGGAAUUGCCGAAGACUGCUGCCCAAAAGUGGUUGCAAAAAUCCACGUAGAUCAAUUCAUCGAUUGCAUUGCUCAGAAUUGUCCAAGAUUGACUCGCCUGGAGGUCAGAUGGGAUGAUGAGACUCUUAGAUUCUCUGACAAGUCGAGCAAGUUCAUUGAUGUGCUCCGUAUGAAAUGUCUUAUGCUUCACUCCAUUGUGCUUUCUGACGGACAAUAUUAUGAAUUGGUCCGUUCAAAUUUCGAAAGAGCUGAUCGAAUGUCGGUUGUUAGAACUACUGAAAUGUGCCGGACUGGAUUACUUCACUGCUCCAGAUACUUUAAUCAAUUACUCUUCAACUAA